AUGGUGCAGCCGCAGGCGGACUUGUCGAAGGCGCCUGUGAAGGUCCAAUUGCCUGGCGGUUGGCAGGCUGAGACGCCCGGGGUGUCUCCUGCACGUCUGCAGCACGCCACACAGGUGCUCCAGGCGGCCUUGGCCAACUGGGAGGCUUGCAUGCUCGAGGGCAAUCCAGAGGCGAAGAUGGCUCAGGCUCAGGCUCAGGCUCAAGCUCAAGCUCAAGCGCAGGCUCAGGCUCAGGCUCAGGCUCAGGCGCAACCAAAGGCGCCCCACCUCCUGCCGCCCCCUGGGUUGGCGCAGACGGCGGGCCUGUCUCAGGCUACGACUGAGCAGGCUCGAAUGACUGAGUACGCGAAGACCAUGGAGAAGGUGCACUUGUUCUUCCAGCCGUCUCCUUUCGCGCCCGCCAUCGAAUUUCUCAUGGCGCGGCUCCCUGCGAUCUUAGCGCGGCGCCCCAGAGUGUUCAGCGGGAGGCCCUUGGGGCGCCGGGCGCGCCCCAAAGCGGCGCGGGGCGCCAGCGCCUCGGCGGGGGUAGAGCUGCCACCGCGGCUGCAGGCGGCAGAGGCGGUGCUGAAGGAGAAAGCCAAUGCCUACGUCUCGGCCCUGUCGCGGGAGAUGCAGCCCCUGCUGGACCGCCAGAAGCUUGAGGGCCUCACCCGAUUCCUCCACAACUUCGUGAAACAGAAGAGCCGCAAGAAGCUGCUGCCGCUGCACCCGAUGCUCGGCAGGGCCUUCAGGUCCUUGCUGCCUACUUUGUCCCCUGAGACCUUGGCCACCACCGGCCUGGCGCUGUGCUAUGCAGGGGUGCGCGAGGGCACUGCUUGGCAGGAACUCGCAAACCUCGUCGCAUCAGGUCCUGACGGUAUAGAACCGCGAGCGCUGGCCGAGCUCGCCUGGUGCUUCUCGGAGGUGCGCUACGCGCGGCCGGAUGUCUUCCACACGCUGCAGAGCAAGAUGGCCGGCGUGAAACAAGCAGUUAACGAUCAGGAGAAGUCUGUCUUCUGCUGGGCUUCUGGCAAUCUGGGCUUCAACUGCUCCCACAUCUUCGGGCCCGCGGCCUGGAGCGUGGACAAGCAGCUGGCGCAGCGGACCUGGCAGCGCCUGCAGCAUUUGCAGCAGAAGGGCGCUCAGCCGCUGAGCCAGUCGCCAGUGCCGGUGCUGCGGAUGUCUGACGCGCUUUCGGAGAGCGUGUGCCAAGAGCUCAUCCGCCGAGCAGAUGUCGAGGAGCUUUGGGAGAACUCCACGGUGGUGAGCUCCAACUUGCACCAGGCCAGCCUGCAGCACGUUCGCACCUCCGCAACGGCAACCUUCAACAUGCCGCACCAUGAGGAGGACGAGCUGAUCUCGGGGAUCCGGUCCUGGGCGGCGCAGCAGCUGCAGCUGCCCGUGGAGUUCGUAGAGCCGCUGCAGAUUGCCCGCUACUCCCGCGGCCAAGAGUACAAGAGGCACUUUGAUUGGCGGGCGUCCAGCUUCAACGGUCUCUGGAUCUUUGGGCAGAGGGUCGCCACCAUCUUGGUGUACUUGAACACCAUGCCGGAGGGUGCCGGGGGCGAGACGGAGUUUCACAAGGUCAACGUCAAGGUUCGCCCUGUGCUUGGCUCUGCGGUGAUUUGGCCCAACGUGGACGCAGAUGGCCAACCCAGCAGGGACACCUUGCACCUUGCGAACCCGGUGCUGCAGGAUGGCAUCACCAAGUAUGCUUUGAAUAUUUGGAUCACCAACCAGCCCUACCCGAACCGCAGCUGGAUCGGCUGGUACGUGGCGCGCCCCAUGUACGGCGUGAACACAGCACAUUUUCAGCUGGCCGAACUACUGGAGAGCCAGAACAAGGCAAGCAUCGAGAAAGUCUACCAGAUGCUGAAGGACCCCAAGCAACGAGGACCGGCGAACGCAGGACUUAACGGACCUGCGAAUCGCGAGAACGUUCCUCCGAUGCGGCCAGGUGCAUGGCCCAUGCCAUACGCGGCAGGGAGCAUCAGUGGCCCGGUGCCCGGCGCAGCCUUCCCGAUGGCGCAGACAGGAGCCUGGUGGGGAGAAGCAGCUGGCCAAGAUGCCUCGCCGCAAACGCCGGAAGCACCUCGCCGAGGUGGAGGCCCCAAGAAGAGGAACACCGAAGGAUCAGAUGCAAACCAUUCUGGCGACACCCUCCGCAUGCAUUUGCGCUCUCUGCUGCACGUGGACUCGAGCCGGGUCUUGAUCGUGCGGAAGAUCAACCGUCUGGGCUUCUCCUCGCCCACAAUCCUCAAGGAGCACUUCUCGUGGUAUGGAACUGUUGAGAACGUGCUCGUGGCACACUCCAGGGUGAAGUCUGGCGGAGGUCAAGCUGGCAUCGUGUCGCGACUCCGGCCGUCGGGUCUGGGCUUUGUGGUCAUGAGCAAGGCAGAGGAGGCGGAGAUGAUCCUUACGCAAGGGAACGAGCAACAGGUGUGUGGCACCGUUAUCCGUGUGCAGAAGUUUGAACGUCGCAUGAGCGAGUCGCUGGACGCUGGCUUGGAGGACCAGCUGGACACCAAGGAGCAAGAGGAGUUCUCCAAAGAGUGCCGCGCGAUGGGGGCGUGA
Molecule: messenger RNA, 2553 nt
Organism: Effrenium voratum
Lineage: Eukaryota; Dinophyceae; Suessiales; Symbiodiniaceae
Source: the annotation of a GenBank genome assembly